Triticum aestivum (bread wheat) is the source of this 4011-nucleotide messenger RNA. RefSeq lists its product as uncharacterized. The transcript has a single exon. Bases 1170 to 3734 code for a protein of 854 amino acids. The record is from RefSeq and is a predicted model, not a curated record. Gene Ontology annotation, molecular function: protein binding. NCBI's taxonomy places the organism in Eukaryota, Viridiplantae, Streptophyta, Magnoliopsida, Poales, Poaceae.
GAAGUCCCGUCCAGCUCCGCCUCUUGUCCCCUCUCCCUCUGUGCAGUUUUGAUCCGCCAGACCCCUCCCCUCCCCAUCCAGCGCCGCCGCCCUCCUCGCCGUCGCCGUACAGACGUGCAUCCUCCUCCUUCUCCGCCUCCUCCGGUGCCGACUCUAUAGCCUGGACGAACAGCAACCCAAGCUACAGCAGGGAUCUCGAUUGGACCAAGACAAGGUACACAUGCACAAAAUUUUCACCGUGGAGAGCUACGGACUGUGAUGCUUAGGAUGGUGCAGCCUCACUAAUUAGAUUAUUCGUUGGUAAUCUGAAAAAACUAGGUCAUUCUUUAGUGUUUGGCACUCCUCUGGGGAAACAGGAGGGUUCAAAAUUACAGGGUUAUGAUUCCAGUGCAAAGGAAAUUGAAAUUUUGGGGAUUUAUACUCUACAAAUUUAUAGUUGUCAUCCAUCUAUGUAGUAUGUAGUGUGCUGCGCACUGCACAACUUUUUGUAGAAACACUAAAUCUGGUUGUUGUGUACAGCGACUCUUUUUUGUGCUUUCUUACUUAUUUGUUGCUAUGUAGUACUCCAUCCGUUCCUAAAUAUAAGUCUUUGCAGAGAUUUCACUAUGGACUACAUACGGAGCAAAAUGAGUGAAUCUACACUCUAAAAUGCAUCUACAUACAUCUGUAUGGGGUUCAUAGCGGAAUCUCUCCAAAAACUUAUAUUUAGGAACGGAGGGAGUACUAAAUUGUUGUCUCCAAGCUACCUCAGAUAUUGUUUCAUGAUUAUGCUAAUCUUCACAUAAUUAUUUUCGUGGCUCUGUUGUGUUUUCCUUGCUCAAGAUAGUGUAUAGUUUAUCUGUAUUGCUGUCGUUUUUCCGGCUUAAGGGACUCUGAGAACGCACAACGUGAUUCGAUCCCUCCUAUUGGUAAGGAAAUUUCUUCACCUUUGCUUUGCUUUGCUUUGCUUUUCAUCUUUUUUUACUCGACGAGCAACCAGAUCUUGUUCUCUCUAGUCCUUUCUUCUAAGAUAAGAUAUGAGCUUUUGAUUCCAUUAUUUGAAUCGAGGUAGCUAAUACUAAUAGCAGUCGUUUUCUUUUUGUUAUUUUGCCCAUGUGUUGAUUGCAUCUCAGGCCUCAAUUGGGCGUUGAAGAUGCGUUGCAGCAACAGGGGGGAGGAUACCGAUACACAUGGCCAAUGCACAAGAUGGUUGCGGCGCAUCGCUUCCGUACGAGAUGAUCAUACAGGUUCUGCAGUGGCUCCCAGUCAAAUCCGUCUUCCGCUUCAGGGCAGUUUGCCAUUCCUGGGCUGCGCUGCUCUCCUCCGAUGAAUUCCGCCGCCUCUACAUGUCAGCAGCCAAGGCUGCAAAGCAGCGGGCACCACCAGCCAAGCUGCUACACAUCUCACCGACCGCCACAUUCGACUCCACCGCGGUCUACUCACACUCCUUCUCGUCAUCAUCAUCAUCAUCAUCAUCAGGCGGCCCUAGAGAUCACGCGGACCUACUGUUCACCAUCGACGGUGCCCGUGGCAACUAUGUGGAGGUAGUGACGCCCGCGCCAUGCCAUGGCCUCACCCUUCUCUACGAUGCUCUCGACACAGCCUACUACAUCUGCAACGCGGCCACACGGGCAGCCACGCGUCUGCUGCCUUCUACUGACGUAGCAUGCGAUUCGAGUGCUGGGCUGGGGUUUGAUGCCCGCACAGACGAGCACAAGGUGGUGAGGUUGAUCAAUGGGAUGUUGAAUCUGAAGGACUUGGACCCAGUGAGGUGCGAGGUGUACACGCCUAGAGGCUCCUAUGUGGAUUGCCGCUGGAGGCCGGCUGCCAGAGGAGUACCCUCCAGCUUGCAUAAAUUUGUACAUGCCGCUGUUAUUAAUGCGUCAUGCAACAAAUUAUCUCCUGUGUUUGCCAAUGGUUGCCUCCACUGGUUGAUGACACCUGCCUCUUUCAUCACGACUCCAAGUGUUGCCAUCGUGUCCUUUUCGGUCGCAGACGAGACCUUCACAUGUCUCCGCUCACCGCCCUUCUGGGUACCAGGAGCGCCGCCAACCUCCAGGAAUUGGUCAUCAGGAGAGCAACUAUUGGAGAUGGAUGACCAACUAUGUUUGGUUCACAACAGAAUUCCUCAUGGUAGUAACACUUUGGAGAUAUGGAAACUGCUGGACUAUAGCUCUGGUGUCUGGUUGCUGAAUCACCGAAUUAGUUUGUCAGGGCACCUGGCAAGAGAUUUGCGUCAGUCACAAAUUCUGAGAGUUAUUGGAUCUUUUGGCAGUUAUAGGUCGUCAAGGAAGAAGAUAAUCAUUACUACUAGCAUGCACAAGAUUUUCAACAAAUAUCAGAAAAUGGUUCACACCUAUGACCCUAGGUCUGAGGCUCUGGAAACCAUUCUUUCAAUCACGGAGACACACUCAACUCCACAAUAUGGGCGCCCUAGUUCAAGAUUCAGUUUCAUUCAAGAGACCCUUGCUCCCGUGCAUACAACAGAUGAAGAGAUAGCCUUGUCAUCUGACCUGGCUAAGGCGACUAGAGAGAUCCUACUCCGCCUCCCAGCUAAAUCAGUCAUACAGUCCAAAUUUGUCUGCAAGCAGUGGUUCAGAUUGAUUGAGAGUAAAAACUUCAUUCAGUCAUAUUUUCAGCAUAAGAACAUAGACAGAAGACCUGAAGUCAUGCUUGUGGUGAAGAGCACUGGACGGUUGGGCUUCAGUUUUGCUCCAUUGAAUAAAUUCCUCCAAGAAGCCCCUAGUCACAGUACAUUGCUUGAUACAAAGGUGGUUUGCUCUAAGCCUUGCCAUGGGCUAAACUUGGUAAGCACCGAGACGAAGGACUAUCUCUGCAAUCCAUGUACAGGUUUCCAUAGGGGCUUCUCUAACCUGGGGUCAAAUUUGCACCUACACUCGAGAAUGCCUAAAAUAGAAGAGCAUGCUUUUACAGUCGGCAGUAAAAAUGUUGGCUUGACUUUCAACACUUUGACUCGUGAACAUGUUAUUGUGGAAAUCUUCUAUCACCGGAAGGACUUUGAAUCUCGUCAGUAUGACAUGUCAUGCACGUUACACUGGUGUAACACUCCGAAUGCUGCCCAAGAGCACUCAGUACCACCUCUGCCUGUGAAUGACAUGCCACCGGCCUAUGUUAAAGGAAUGCUGUACUGGAUGAAUGAACCAAGGUUGGGACAGAGCUGCGAAUGGGCCAUUGUUUCUUUCAACCUUGCUACAAGUACUUUCGAUGUCGUCCCAUGCCCUUCGUGGUUUGCAAGAUGGAGUAGCAGAAACCGCUGUCGUGCAUUUGUUGUUGAGCUUGAGGGAGUGUUAUGUGCUGUUUUGGCAGACCCAGUUGCAGACAAAUUAGAUGUAUGGAAGCUAGAGCAUGGCCAAUGGGACAGAGCAUACACAAUUCACCUAGAAGCAUGUCCUGGCUAUUCCCUCAAGACAUGUGUUGUGGUGCCAUUAGCUGUUGAUCCCGAUCAUGGGAGGAUCCUGCUCAACACUGUUAGGAAAAUAGGUCUAUAUGAUCCAGUGGAGCAAACAAUUGAAAAUCUCUAUUCACUUGAUCAGGUGCCGGUUGCCAGUAGUGCACAUCUUAAGUUUCUUGACAUGCCUUCAACUUCAUCAGGGGAUAGUUUGACAUGCUCCAAAGAAGAGUCAGUGGCGGAGAUGAAUAGAAUGGACUCUAAAUUGAUUCCUUCUGUUCCUAUGUUAUAUGAGGAGAGCCUGGCAUGUUACUCAUUUGUGCGCAAAGCAAACGGCUUGUGGUGAGACAUUUUCAAAGCACCCACACUACCUUUUUAUAUAAAGUAUUUAUGUGUAAUAUCUUGCCUGCAUGUUUGGCGAACUGAAACAUCCAAGGUUUGAUAAUGUAAUAGUAUGAGACCUUUUUAUUUACUGUCUGAUGUUCCUUUUAAUGUGAUGAACUCCCUCUGUAAGCUUUUAUAAGAAGAUUUAGGUCACUACUUUAGUGAUUAAAACGUCUUAUAAAAGUUGAGAGUAUUAUUAUUUUGCAUUCAAAAUAUAAUGAUCAAAGUGUUGCUAAUGU